Molecule: messenger RNA, 3015 nt
Organism: Ambispora gerdemannii
Lineage: Eukaryota; Fungi; Glomeromycota; Glomeromycetes; Archaeosporales; Ambisporaceae
Source: the annotation of a GenBank genome assembly
AUGAAUCACAUUUCAUUAUUGCCACCUUCUCCAAAUUGGAAUGCUUCAAAAGCCUGUUCGUUUUCCGAACAAGCAAACAUAUAUGUCUAUGCCACUAAUGAACUAUUAAUGCUGCUGAAUUUGCAAACCCUAAAAUAUAUUGGGUAUUUAAAAGGCCAUUCUGACAGGGUGAACGCGUUAGAAACGUGUGGUACUUUAUGUGUAUCCGGAAGUAAUGAUAAAUCGAGCGAAGUUACGUCGGUUGCGUGGAUGACAAAUAAAGAGUUGAUCGUAUCAGGCGACAAAUCCGGCGAAAUUAUAGCAUGGAAUCCCAAAACUAAUCAGAAAGCAAAAUUUUCAUUUCUAAAAUCUCCAAUCUAUUGUAUUUCAUCUUCCCCUACUCAUGAUCAUAUUCUAGCUUUUGGAUUUCAAAAUGGAAGUAUUUUAAUUGUAACGAUCACAUCUGAUUUUCGACGAGAAAUUGUCUAUAAUCUACAAGGACACGAUCAAGAAAUUCAUGGGUUGUCUUGGCAAGACUCUUCAGGGGUUGAUCCAAAUAAUCAGUACACUCUGCUCGCUUCUGGCUCUCGAGAUAAGACGAUCAAGAUUUGGAAUGUAUCCGAAGAAAAAGCGAUAAAAACCAUCUCAUUACCACCACCUACACAAAAGCUAACUGAACAACAAAAGAGUAGAUUAUGGCUUGCUUUGAGCUGGGUACCUGGUGCAAACAAAAUUAUCACGAGCUCCUUUAUGGGAAACUUAAUGAUUUGGGAUCUUGAUACACUCAACCCACAAUAUCGAUGGUUUGCAAAGGGUCACAGCCGAAGUGUUUUCUCCAUAAUAUUGUCGUCAGAUGGAAUGCAAGCAAUGACAAUAUCAAUGGACAGACAGAUAAUAAAAUGGAGUAUAGAGGAACUGCGUCCUCGGCUAAUAUUGCCCUGUCUUUGCCUUGGAGUGCAUAGUUUGGACGUUUCUCGUCCCGAUCCAUCAAAAUUAGCAAUUGGACUUGGUGACAGUACAAUUCGGAUUUGGAAUUUCGGGAAUCCUGAAAAUCCAUUUGACUCGAGUUUAUUAUGGAGAGGCUUAAAAAGUCAACUUAAAUGGCAUCCGACCCAAGAAGGAAAUCUUGCUUUUGGAAAUGGAUUAGGAAUUUUAGGGCUUAUGGAUGUUUACACUGAACGCUGUAAAAGUUUUCAAUCACAUCACAAAGGCAAAGUAUAUGCACUCGAUUGGUGUCAAAAGCAAUGUUUGAGCAUUAAGGCAAACAAUGAAGAGGAUGAGAAGGGCAUGUUCUUGUUUAGCUGUGGUGCUGAAGGAAUAGUUUAUAUUAGUGAUACACAAAGGCCCAACAAAGCUUCAAUAAAUAUAAACCAACUAAUUGAGAAUGGAAAUGCUGAAUGGAUGGAAAAAAUUAAGAGUGGUUCUGCAUCUUUUCCUCAUCGAACUGAAGUUGCAGUCCACCCGAAGGGUACAUUUAUAGCAAUAGGAAAUAAAGACGGCUCAAUCCAAGUAUUUGAAUUACCUUCUUUCAAAAUUGUAUAUCAUUUUAAUGGACAUCAUGGAAUAAUAAAUCGGCUUAGUUGGUGUGAUGCAGAAUCUCUACUGGCUUCAGGCUCUAAUGAUUGUAAGAUCAUGAUUCACGACUUAAGUGAUACGGAUAAAUUAGCUUCUACAGUGGAUAUCCCCACAUCAAAUUGCAUGAAAGUUUUGAAUAAACAUACGAAUGGAAUAUCGGAUUUUUCAUGGUGUCCAGUUGAUAAAAAUAAACUUGUAUCAUCUUCUUUUGACAGAACAGCCAUUGUAUGGGAUAUAUCCAAAGGAAUUCCUUUAUCGAUUUUUCGUGGACACGAAGGUCGAUUAUUGAGUACCGUAUGGAGCUUAAUAGAUGCCGACUUAGUAUUUACUGGUGGUGACGAUCAAAUGUGCUUUGCAUGGAGACCUUCAGAACAUCAAUACGAUGAAGCAGCAGGCAAGAAUAUUUUACACUUGCUCACAUUAUCCAAAAAGAAAAGCAAAAUCCAAGAAGAAUCAGCUGCGAAAGAAGUGACAACAAAAUUUAUCGAAGAAUCUAGCACAGGAAUUGAUAUCAAAGUACCUGAAGCUGUAUCCCGAAAACAUGGACGAUCCACCAAAAAGCAAAAGCACAAAAAUUUCUUCCCGCUAAGCAGUCAGCCAGUCUCACGACAGACUCUUCAGAACGACACAUUUCAACUUGCCAAAAGAAUCUAUGGUGGCAAUUGGGAUGCUGCAAUGGAAUUUUGGAAUGAGAAUAUGCCAAAAAAUAAAAAGGCCGCUGAAAUAAAAGAUUCUUCCCCUUCGAUAUUGAGCAGGAGUCUUUUCGGAGAAAGGAAGGAAGUUCGAGAAGUCAUAAAAUCUGAAGCGAUACACCUGCCAUUAUGGGUGGCUUGGAAGGAAAUAAUUGAGUGCAAUGAAAACAAAGAAGUGACAAAUCAAGACUGGCUGAUAUUAGCGUUGAGUCCUUCAGCUGGACGAGAUGUUUGGGAAUCAUUAAUGCGCAGACAAGCGCAAAAUUUAAAGAGGAGAAACGAUUUUCAUUCAGCUGCAAUGUGUUCUUUAGCCUGUGGAGAUGUAUAUGAAGCUAUAGAUGCAUAUCGUCACGGUAAAAUGUUUCGAGAAGCAAUUAUGCUAGCAAAGAUUCGAAUCCCACUCGAUGACCCUGUCCUCUCGGAUCUGUAUUCGGAAUGGGCGGUGCAACUUGAAAGUCAGAGCCGCUACGAAGAAGCAGCCAUGUGUCAUCUCUCUUCACAAAAACCCGCUACAGUUCAGCAUGCGCUCAAUGAUCUGGCUCGUCAAGGAGAUCCUUCAUCACUUCGUGCUUCCGCAUGCUUAGCCUUACUGCUUGAUGAUCCCUCUGCCAACGAGAGGAUAUCAAGAUAUAAAGAAGAUUAUGAAAGUCGCGCUAGUACAUCGAUCGUAGUCGAGGGUAUCGAAAUAAGCGAAGCUGCAUCAGCUUUAAGUACAGCUGAGAACGAGGAAACAAUCGAUAAUCUUGAAUUGAAUGAAUCAAUCGAAUAA